Messenger RNA from Protopterus annectens (West African lungfish), 1844 nucleotides. Its product is annotated as baculoviral IAP repeat-containing protein 1b-like. Gene Ontology annotation, cellular component: IPAF inflammasome complex. The transcript is spliced from 4 exons. Bases 47 to 772 code for a protein of 241 amino acids. Gene Ontology annotation, molecular function: cysteine-type endopeptidase inhibitor activity involved in apoptotic process; ATP binding. NCBI's taxonomy places the organism in Eukaryota, Metazoa, Chordata, Ceratodontiformes, Protopteridae. Gene Ontology annotation, biological process: inflammatory response; defense response to bacterium; pyroptotic inflammatory response. The record is from RefSeq and is a predicted model, not a curated record.
AUUUGUUCAGAAUUUCUCCAGUCUCACCACUUUCCACCUGAGUUGUAUGUGUUUUCCUGCUACGGAGGAUCUAAUGACUGCACUCUGCUCCUGCAAACAACUGAGAGAAAUUGUACUCCACAUACAACAGAUGUCAGAUGAUGCACUAACAGCUUUGGUGUCUUCCUUACCCGGUAUCACAACUCUGCAGAUCCUGGACCUGAGCAGUCAGUAUUUCACAAGCACCAAAGCAUCAGAAGCCUUUGCUAAUUCUUUGGGGUUGCUUAAUCAGCUACAAGUUCUCAAACUUCCCCAAGGAGAGGGAAUAACUGCCACUGCAAAAUCCAUUGUCCAUCAAUUUUGGCAUCUGCCACACCUCACACAUCUGAAAUUUGCAAACACUUUAAAUGAUGAUGGUGUGCUGGAACUGGCAAGUGUAGCAAAAGCUAAAGCCCUUUGUAGACUACAGAAGCUUGAUCUCUCAACCAACCUGAACAUCACAGAUUCUGGAUGGAAAGAUUUUUUCCUUACACUAGAUGAAAUGAAAUGUCUACAGCAUUUAACUCUGAGCACAGCAUACACUUGUCCACUAAAACCUCAUCCAGCAACAGUCAGGGCAUUUGUCCAGUGUGUCUCUAGACUACCUAAUCUGGUGAAUAUUCAUAUGCUUGGUUGGCUGCUGGAUGAACAGGAUUUUAACAUGUUUAAUGACAUGAAGAAGUAUCACCCACAAUCAAAAAGGAUGCAUGUUCACUGGCAAUGGCUGCUGCCUUUCCAAACUGCUAUAAACUAGUUACACUGGACCUGCAGGAAAUAACGGUUGGAAACUGAUGAUUAAAGAACAUUAUGCAUAACAUAACGUGCCUUAUAUUUACUAAUGGCAUCAUCACCUCUAGGACAGUUUCAUCGAUUUACUUCCUGAAGAGGCCGCAGAGGCAAGCUAAACAAUGAAACAUACCUCUUACUGAGUUAUACUGGAGAAGGACUCAAGAUGGACAUAAUAUAAAAGGAGUCACAGUUAAUAUUUUUAAACACAUUUUAUAGUUAGGAUACUCUGAAACUUACAACUGAAAAGCACGUCAAUCACUUUGCCUCCAUCCUGUCUGCAAAGGAGAAAAAUAUCUCCUGUGUAUUCAGUCUUAUUUCUCACAUUGGAGUAAAAGUGAAAUUAGUGUUUAGCAUGAACACGUUUCUAUUGCACUAGUCUGAAGUUUACACAUGAAGGAAACAAAGGAUCUUCUAAACAUACUGCUGUAUAUAAACCAAUAAGGAAUACACUACUUUGUUUCACAAGGGUACUGUAAAGUGUGGAUAUUUUGAUGUGACAGGUUAAAAUUAAUGUUUAUAUAUUCUAGAUUUGGUACAUGUAUUCAAUAAGAAAUAUAAUAGCAUGUCAAACCAAAAGAGUUUCAUAUACAUAACUUUGUAUGCAUGCAGAAUAUUAUAUAAGGGGAAACUGUUCCCAAAGUGAAGGAGCAAGUAAAUAAAGGAGCAAAUAGGAAGAAUAAGUCAUUAUGCUAUGCAAAAGUAUAUGUAAAUGUUCCUCGCAAUCAUUUAAGUUUGUGGAUUUAGAGACAAAAAAAGUUUCAUGUUGGAAAAAUUGAUAAUGCUUUGUUAUAAAACAAAAUGUAGUUAUGAGCCCAAUCAGGAGGAGUGCACAUUGAAUUUGAUCUUAAUAACAUUUUCCUUUAUGUUUUUAUUACAUAAAAUUGAGAUUAAUGCAGUAAUAAUUAAUGUACACUAAGUGUUUAGUUCUUUCUAUCCUGUUUACAUGGCUGUGCUUUUAAAUGUGCAUUCAGUAACUUGUAGAAAGCAAAAUGUAAAAGAGUGUUUGAUAGAUAAUAAUGAAGAUUUUUUUAACCAAU